AUGCCAACUCAGACCCCCCAACUCGAUUAUUUUGCUCCCGCUCCCGAGCGGAACCCGGACAAGUACGGGCCGAACGCCAACAACAACCAAAAGAAGUGCUCGCAGCUCGCCUCGGAUUUCUUUAAGGACAGUGUCAAGAGGGCUCGCGAGCGCAAUCAGAGGCAAAGCGAGAUGGAGCAGAAGCUGGCCGAAACUACCGACCCUCGCCGCCGGGAAUCGGUCUGGGCUACAGGAGGCCGUAGGGAAGGCUCCUAUUUGCGCUUUUUGCGAACCAAGGACAAGCCCGAGAACUACAACACCAUCAAAAUCAUCGGCAAGGGCGCCUUCGGCGAAGUCAAGCUGGUGCAGAAGAAGGCCGAUGGCAAGGUGUACGCCAUGAAGUCGUUGAUCAAGACGGAGAUGUUCAAGAAGGACCAGCUCGCCCACGUUCGUGCAGAGCGUGAUAUUCUUGCCGAGUCCGACAGCCCCUGGGUGGUUAAGCUUUUCACCACCUUUCAGGACACCAAUUUCUUGUACAUGCUGAUGGAAUUCUUGCCCGGCGGAGAUCUGAUGACCAUGUUGAUCAAAUACGAAAUCUUUUCCGAGGACAUCACGCGGUUUUAUAUCGCCGAGAUCGUUUUGGCCAUCGAUGCCGUCCACAAGUUGGGCUUCAUUCACAGAGAUAUCAAGCCAGAUAACAUUCUUCUCGACCGGGGUGGUCACGUCAAGCUGACGGAUUUUGGCCUUUCGACCGGCUUCCACAAACUCCAUGACAACAACUACUACCAACAGCUCCUCCAGGGCAAGUCGAACAAGCCGCGUGAUAACCGCAACUCGAUCGCCAUCGACCAGAUCAACCUGACGGUCAGCAACCGGUCCCAGAUCAACGACUGGAGGCGAUCGAGGCGACUGAUGGCGUACUCCACCGUCGGCACGCCCGACUACAUCGCGCCAGAGAUCUUUACUGGGCACGGGUACUCGUUCGAUUGCGAUUGGUGGUCGCUCGGCACCAUCAUGUUUGAAUGCCUGGUCGGCUGGCCGCCAUUCUGCGCCGAAGACAGCCACGACACCUACCGCAAGAUUGUCAACUGGAGGCAAUCACUCUACUUCCCCGACGACAUCCAGCUCGGCGUGGAAGCGGAGAACCUGAUCCGGAGCCUGAUCUGCAACUCGGAGAACCGGCUCGGCCGCGGCGGCGCGCACGAGAUCAAGAGCCACUCCUUCUUCCGGGGCGUCGAGUUCGACAGCCUGCGGCGCAUCCGUGCGCCGUUCGAGCCGCGCCUGACGUCCAACAUCGACACGACUUACUUCCCGACGGACGAAAUCGACCAGACGGACAACGCGACCAUGCUCAAGGCCGCCCAGGCCCGCAGCGCCGCCAGCGGCGUCCCCGCGGGCCAACAGGAGGAGAGCCCCGAAAUGAGCCUGCCGUUUAUCGGGUACACGUUCAAGCGGUUCGAUAACAACUUCCGGUGA
Chaetomium globosum CBS 148.51 is the source of this 1455-nucleotide messenger RNA. Its product is annotated as serine/threonine-protein kinase cot-1. The record is from RefSeq and is a predicted model, not a curated record. The coding region runs from base 1 to 1455 and encodes 484 amino acids. Lineage: Eukaryota; Fungi; Ascomycota; Sordariomycetes; Sordariales; Chaetomiaceae. The transcript is spliced from 4 exons. Gene Ontology annotation, biological process: intracellular signal transduction; peptidyl-serine phosphorylation. Gene Ontology annotation, molecular function: protein serine/threonine kinase activity; ATP binding.